Diabrotica balteata is the source of this 5991-nucleotide messenger RNA. The record is from the annotation of a GenBank genome assembly. Lineage: Eukaryota; Metazoa; Arthropoda; Insecta; Coleoptera; Chrysomelidae.
AUUGCCAGUAAUAUAAGCUCUAUUUAUUAUGUUUAAAACCUUUUAGCAAUGCGAUUAUGCUACCAAAAAUGUUUAAACUAAGUUAUAUUUUUAUAGUUGCUUUUACUUUUAGUUUAUGUGAAAGUUUUGAGAAUCAUGUAAAGUCUUUUCAAACUUUGGAUAUAAAUCUUAGUAGAGACGAACUUGUAGUGGACGACGUAACAGCAGAAAGUGUAUUUCCACUAAGAAACGAAAUAACAAAAUGGAAAAGUAUUACUGUUGGUCCCACAGCAUAUUCUGUUGGCUUGGCCCAAACUGGAUUUGAACUUACGUCAUGGACUUUGAAUGCAAAUCGUACAAAAUUUAUUAUGGAGUCCAACAUUUCCAUAUCUACAGAAAAUAUACCAAAAGAUAUUAUCUUAUUCCAUAAUAGAAGGAAUGGGAAAUCCGAAAUAGUUAUCAUAGUGUCAUUUAGUAAUUCUACUCGUUUAGACUGGUUCAUUUCAGUGAACAAUAAUAUUAAUAACAUUUGGUCAUGGAACUUGGAUAAUAAAGUCAAUCAUUUUAACUAUUUUAAAAUGUCAAACCGAAACAUCUUAUUCAUAAUCACAAACAUAGGCCAAGGAUUAUUAUAUGAGUUUAAUAUUAAAGAAGAUCCAUUUGAAAAAUGGGUACUUCAAAAUUUAAGAUUAAGCUCGGCAAGUUACUCAGUUUUUAAUAAUUAUCGAGGAAAUUAUUACCUGUCCAUACUUCAACAACCACAAAAUCAAAUCAUUAUAUACAAAUAUGAAAACAACCUAUUUCGUAACUAUACGCUACUUCAAAGCUCAAACGUCUCAUCAAUGGUUUCCUUUGACAUUGGUUUUAAGACUUUUCUUGCAAUAAACGGUUACAGCGCUGGAAUUUUUGAAUUUUGUAAAAGCGGCUUAACGAGACUACGUGUCGAAAAUAGUAAUUUGGACGGUAUAACGUAUUGGCUAGCAAUACCUAUAGAUACUUAUAGGGAUGAUGUAUUACUAGUAGCUGAGCGAAAUGUAGAUCAUGGAACACACGAUGCUUUCGAAGUGGAUAUCUUCACAUACAACAUCAAUAAAUUUGAGGAGCACGAAGACAUUCCCUGUUUCCUAUUUGGAGAAAAAACUUCAAGGUUGACUUGCUUCCCUAAUGAACAACGACUUUCUGGAUUUGGAUAUAUAUCAAUCGAAAACAAAAUUGCUUUGAUAGUACCAAAAUCAGAUAAAGAACUGCUCUUGUUUUCUUUAAAUAGUAGGAUAAAAGAGAUUGAAGAUCCCAGAAGAAAGGAGUUGGACGAGCUACAGGAAAUUAAGAAAAAACUUGAGCUACAAAUCGAAGAACUUGAAGAUCGUUUAAAAGCGAAAACCAAACAAAAGAUGCAGAAUACUAAAACUGUUAAUCCUAUAGUUGGCGCAGUCGAGGAUCCGGCAAAUGUUUCAAUAUAUUUAGAAGAACUUGAAAACAUAGAGGCAGAAAUAAAAAAGUUAUCAGAUAGAGUAAAUAACAUUACUAAAAAUGACAAAAACACCAAAUUCGACAAGAUUAUCAUAAAUGGAAACGUUAAAUUCAAAAGUAUUGAUGCAGAUAAAAUGGAAGUAGAGAACAUUAAUCAAAAAAAUGCUACAGAACUUUUAAUCGAUAUUGUGAGAAGAGACAACAUAACCGAUGUUUUAAGAAACAAAACUUUUACUGAAUUGGUAACAUUGAAAAAUCUGAAUGCUAACACUGUCAAUGGCAUUAAUGCAAGUAUCAUUGCUUUUACCGAUAAUCCGUUUGUUGUGGAUGGUAACAUCACUUUUGAAAAACCAGUUGUUUUGAGAAACGUCUAUUUGAGUAGUGGGAAUUUGAAUGAUAUUGAUAUUGAACGUGAAGCUGUAAUACUAACUAAAAAACACGAAGGAAAUUUAGAGUUUGAGGAAAUCAAAGUGGAAGACAAUUUUAAAGCUGCCAAACUUAACAACAUCAAUCUACGCAGAUUAUCUACUGCUAGAAGUAGCUCCAACGGAUCGAUAGAUGCUGAAGAAUUAUCUGACUUUCCAGAUAUACAUAUCUCGAAAAAUUUGACAGUUAAAUCUAUAAACGGAGUAAAUUUUACCGAUUUUUAUCACAGUCUUUGUUUAGUCAACACAUACUGUUAUAUUCCUGGAGAAGUAAAACUUAAAGGGGUGGUAAAUGCGACCAAGGUGUUUGCAGAAAAUUUAAAUGGUCUUAUAUAUCGUCUGGAAUAUAUAUUUAAAAACUCGGAAACCCGUGUGGAUAUAACAGGUAAAAAAACGUUCAGGAAAUCUCUUAAAAGUUCAAAAUUGCGAAGUGUGGGACGUAUUAAUAAGAUUAAUACUAAAGAUCUUAUAUCAACCUCCUUUCCGCAACAUCUCGGAAAUAAAACAUUCAAACAAAUUAUUGUUACUAAUCAACUUAAGGUUGACGGCGAAUUGGUCGGGAAACUUGCUGAACAGUUCUUGACUAACCCAUCAUUGGAAGAAACUGAUAGACUAAAUUACUCCGUUCAAUUUAAAAAUCUUGAAGUCAACGGCAACAUAUAUUUGUCCAAUAAAUUUAUGGGAAAAAAUUAUUCAAAGUUAUUAAAGAGUAUUCUAUAUCAUGAUGAACAAAAUGCCACCGUUUCUGUAAAAAAGACAUUUACUAGUGGACUUAAUAUUUCACAACUGAAUAUUCAAUCAGACUCUAUAAAUAAUGUAACUUUGAGUUCAAUUGUAUCGACAGAUAAAGAUCAAACCUUGAAGAUAAAUUUGUUAAAAGGAAAAAUAUAUAUAACCCAUCUUUCUGUAAACGGUACAUUUGACGGCAAAAAUAUUACAGAAUUUGAUGAUAGCCUUGUCAAGCUCACUGGAGAACAGUAUAUCGAUUCUACAUUAACUUUUAAUGAUUUAGAAGUUAAUAAAAACUUAGAAAUUACAGAGAACCUUAAUGGUAUUGACACAGAAGAAUUUUUGUAUACUACAGGUGGAGGAAGUGUUGGAAAACAUAUUAAUUUUGAUAGCAUUUCUGUUGACAAUAUGACAGUGCUAGGCAAUAUUCGAGGAAACGUUUCUGGAUUUAAUUUGCAAAAUUUCAGUGAAAAUUAUUUUAGCGCUACUAAAAACCAAACUAUUCCAAGUCAAUUUAAUCUAAAGGCAGCAACAGUUGACACAUUUUUAGUCAGUCGAAUAAAUGGAAAUAUAAACAACAUAUCCUUCGACGAUGAAUCCUUUAAUAAAAACUUAAGAGAAGUCCUAAAUUUAGAAAAAAUGAAAGUGGAUAAUUUACGUAUAGAAGAAUCUGUAAAAUUUAGAAAAGUUAACGAUAACCCUAUUGAAACUAUAUUGCCCAUUGGUAUACGAAAUCCCGUUAGCAAUUCUACAAGGAAAAAUCUUACAUUGGAAACUGAUUUAUUUGUUCCGUCUAUAAAAAUCCAUAAAUUAAGCUCCGUGAAUUGGAACGACUUUAUUGAACAGGUUGUCUUCAAAAAUGAAUCCAACAUAGCUUUUUCUGGAAAUAAAUCGUUCGAAAACGGUAUAAAUGUGAAAAAAUUGGUCGAAAUCAAACAACUUAACGACGUGCCAUUGGAAGACAUACUUACGAAGGAAAAAAAUCAAACAAUUAGAGGGCCUUUACAUAUACAGGGAAAUGUCGAUUUCGUUAAAGUGUAUAUUAAGGAAAAUAUGAAUGGCUUUUCAGUACCAGACACAUUAAAACAUAUAUUGGUUUCCAACAGAACUUAUCGUGUAUUAAAUGAUAUAAUUUUUAGUCGAUUGCCCUACAUCAAGUUUCUAAAUAUACAAGGCAGAGUUAAUGAUAAAGACAUCGAUAAGGUAUUCAAAAAUUUAGCAUACAAAAAUAAGGAUAUACUGUUGACCAAUGAUACGGUGUUUAAAGAGCCAGUUUAUAUAAAAAGAAAUUUAGCAGUAUCGGGAUUUAUAAACCAUAUAAACUUUUCUGAUGUUUACUCCAAAAUAGUCCUUACUACUAGCGAUACUGAUAUAGACAGUGUCGUUAAGUUUACAAAACCAACAGUAGUCCUAUAUACAUUAACCGUAGAUGAAGACUUAAGUACUCAUCUUCUAGCAGGAUAUAAUACUACUGAGUGGCUUGAAAAGUCAAUUUCUUUAAACAAAGGCUUGAUAAAAGGACACUACAAUUUUGAGCACGUGUUAAUUAAUAACAAUCUAAUCACAGAUUUUGUCAACGAUAUAGAUAUGAAGCACAUAGUGCCAUUAAAAACUGAUCAAAAUAUUGACCACUUAAACUUUAAAUUAUUAAGAUUUGUUAACGAUAUUCCUGUUGGCAAGACUGUCAAUGAUCUACAUCUACCAGCUGAAGUGCGAAGAUCCCUAACGAUGGAUACCGAUCAAGAAAUCUCUCCUACUACGAUAUUUAAUUUGAUAUUAAUCCAUAAAAACCUACGAACUUCUCAUCUUAAUAACCAAGAAACCUCAAAAAUGGUAACCACUGAUACCGAUCAAAAUUUGACUGCAAGUUACCACUUUAAUUCGAAAUGUGUAGUAGAAAAUGAUUUAGAAGUUACUGGUUUCAUUAACGGUGUCAAGCUAGACGAUUGGAAGAACAAAACUUUAAAAAUUAACUCAGAAAGUACACAGUUCGUGUGUAAUGACUGGAAGCUGGAAAACAUUACGUUCUUAGAUAACUUAGAAUCCUUUAAUAGAGUUAGUGACCUCAAUUUAACACAGGUAUCAAACGAAAUUAAAGCGAGAAGAGAUUUUAAAUUUCAGGUGGAAAAUGGAACUAUUAGUGACUAUAAAGGUAUAUGCAAAGACGUUACAUUCUUCUACGAUAAGACCCAAUCUCAAAUAUACAAAUUUAAAUAUUUUGAGAUUUUUCAACAACUUUCAUUUUCCACUAAUAUCAAUCUGGUUUAUACCUUUCUCCAUAAAAAUGAUCUCUACUUGCUAAUUAAUAAACAAGACUGUCUAACCGAUAUCAAGAUGUUUAACGGAACUUCAUUUGUACCGUUUUUGGUCAACAUAUCGACAGGAGAAUUUGAACAGAUAGUGUCAACUUGGGACGACGAUGUUUUGUUUUUGGUGACAAGAGCAAGCAGGAAAAGUAAAUGUCCCAAUACAGGAGGUGUCAAUAUUUGGACAUUUGAUGAAAGUGGCGUAGAAUUAAAGUUUACUCUGGAAAAUCAAGAGCUUCUUCAAGAUUCAAGAAUUCCGUCCACUUUUUACGUCCUUGGUAAAGACGGCGUUAUCGAAUACAAACUUAAAAAGAAUUUUGAGUCUCCAAAACGAUACAGAAGAUGGGAAAUAUUCGAUAAAAAUGCUGCUUUUAUGCCAAGAGGUAUUAAAACUGGUUUAGCAAUUAGAACAGGAAGGAAUAUGAUUUUCCUAGAUAAAGAAGAUCUUCAAGUGAAAGAUAUUGAUAACAAUGUUAUUUCAGAAUCUGUCAUUAAAGGAACUACUAGAAUGGUCGACAAUAGUUUUAUACCUGGCCGAAAUGGAGGAGACAUCGCUGUUUUAACCGUCGGUACCAAAAGGUCCAGAAAUGAUCUUCUAGCAGUUGCAAGUCAUGAAGAAACUGUUGUUAAAGAUUCUAUGGAUUUCGUUAGAAUUUAUGAUGACCCAUUAGUUGGAAAGUUAUUCGACAAAGUUCCAACCUAUCGACCAUCAUCACUACUUCCGCUGGAGUUUAACCAAGGUGAAACACUUUUAGCAUUUAUGGAAAACAGAAGAAUCUUAAAAGUCUAUGAGUAUCAAGGUAUCCAAGGAUUUAAACACAGAACUUCGAUAAAAUUGCAGGCGUCUAGUCUCUUCCAAGUGAACUUACCAGUUAAAGGUCAUCUUAAUACUAGAAAAGUUAUAGGUACAAUAAAUAGAAAUCAAAUAACCUUGUUAAUAGCCUUAAUGGAUGGUAAUCAAAUUAGUGAUGAUUUAAAUUGUACGUUGUGAUAGUUUUGUAUAUUAUUUGUUUUUUGUUAUUUGUUAUUUUUAUUCUAUAUAUUUAUGUUAAAUAAAACUAUAAAUAAAAAAUGUGAUAUGU